This is a messenger RNA of Uranotaenia lowii, 1092 nucleotides long. RefSeq names its product glycerol-3-phosphate phosphatase-like. Gene Ontology annotation, molecular function: phosphatase activity. Gene Ontology annotation, cellular component: cytoplasm. The transcript has 4 exons. The record is from RefSeq and is a predicted model, not a curated record. Lineage: Eukaryota; Metazoa; Arthropoda; Insecta; Diptera; Culicidae. The coding region runs from base 106 to 1068 and encodes 320 amino acids.
UCGACAUUCGAAACCAGUUUCAAAGUCAAAUUUGUUGUUAUCUCGCUGAGGUGCAUCGAAAGUUUGAAAAAAUACCUUUAAAACUUCAGUUUCUGUUUUUACUGUAUGUCUGCCUUUACUACAUUAAGAAAUCGAAUCCCAACAAUGUUUGCUAAUUCUGGAACCAAUUUGGCCUCACUCAGCCGGUCCCAAAUCUCGGACUGGUUGAACUCGUUCGAUACCGUGCUGACGGAUUGUGAUGGUGUCAUAUGGGUGGACAAUGAAACGCUGCCCCAUGCCACCGAUGUGAUAAAUCAGUUUAUCAAAAAUGGGAAAAAGUUGUUCUUUGUGACCAAUAAUUCGACGAAGACGAGACCCGAAUUCGUUACCAAGGCUGUCAAGAUGGGAUUCAAUGUUGGAGAGGAUAACAUCAUUUCCACCGCCUAUCUGGCGGCUCAGUAUCUGAAGGCGCAAAAUUUCACCAAGAAAGUGUACGUCAUUGGUUCCACUGGCAUCACCCGGGAACUGGACGCCGUAGGAAUUCGGCAUACCGGAAUCGGGGCUGACAUACUACAAGGAACCCUCGCCGAUACGGUAGCCACUUUUUCUCCGGAUCCGGAGGUAGGUGCAGUUAUAGUUGGUUUCGAUGAACAUUUCAGUUUUGUAAAGAUGAUGAAAGCUGCCUCGUACUUGAACGAUCCCAAUGUCAUCUACAUUGGGACCAAUACGGACGAACGGUUUCCCAUGCCGGAUCGGGUGAUUCCUGGAACUGGAAGUAUAGUCAAUGCUGUAACAACCUGUGCGGAACGGUUGCCAACGGUUAUGGGGAAACCUAAUAAGUACAUUUGUGAUAUUUUGGAGCAGGAGUACAAGGUCGAUCCGGCUCGGACCUUGAUGAUUGGAGAUCGGUGCAAUACUGAUAUUUUGCUGGGGAAGAAUUGUGGCUUUCAAACGUUGAUGGUGGAAACGGGAAUCCACAAUGCCGGAGAUAUUGCAAAGUUUGCCAAAUCGGAUGACGCGGAAACUAGAAAACUUGUGCCAGAUGUUUAUACGAGUAAACUCGGGGAUCUGUUAGAGCAUUUAAAUUAAAAUAUAAUAUUUUAUCUGAUUUUG